This is a messenger RNA of Leptosia nina, 252 nucleotides long. The record is from the annotation of a GenBank genome assembly. NCBI's taxonomy places the organism in Eukaryota, Metazoa, Arthropoda, Insecta, Lepidoptera, Pieridae.
AUGGCCGGUAAAGGAAAAGGCAAGAAAAAGGAGAAAAAAGAAAAAGAAGACGGUGCAGACAAAAAGAAAAGCAAGAAAGGUGGCGUAAGAGUGAAAAAAGGUAAAGCCAAAGGUCGAUGUAAUGUGGACAUGCUAACUGAAGCAGCGAUGGACAAUGUGUACUACGCGUGUCAUAAUGUUCAAGAACUAUUACAAGCUAGGGGUUUCCAUCCGCCUGAUUAUAGCAAGAAGAAGAAGAAGGGUAAACGAUAG